UGUAUCGAACGAACGCCCUGUGCCGUGCUGUUUAUUCGUAGCUGAUAUUCUGAGUCCGAUUCUAAUGUGCACUGAGUAUCGGUGCAUUUAUCUGCCGGUUCAAUUUGUUCUCGUACAGCGGUAUUUCUGAUAUGAUUCUAGUGUUAUGUUUAGUGAUUAAAUAACAAUGGCAGUUAAAACCGUCAGUUAAGUGCUGUGAAAGUUGUACCUGGUUGUUCAGUGUCGAUUUAAAAUGACGGAGAAAAAUAAAUCCGAAAAGAUGACGAACGCAUCGAAACCUGUUCCCAUGAAACUUUUUGCCGCCUGGGAAGUGGACAGGACGCCAUCCAACUGUAUUCCAAGGCUAUGCACAUUGCGUGUGACGCGGCUGCGAGUCUGCGGCGCGUUGGGCGAAGCGGGCGGAGGCGCGGCGGGCGGCGCAGGGGCAGGCGCAGUCACGCUGGCGGCGCGAAUGCACAGCAGCAAGCGCACGCUCCGCUCCAACGACAUUGCUGUGCCGCCGCUCGACGUCGAGCUAGACCUCUGCUUCUCAUUGCAGUAUCCGCACUUCGUCAAGCGCGAUGGCAACAGAUUGCAAAUAAUGCUUCAAAGGCGCAAGAAAUACAAAAAUCGCACAAUACUCGGCUACAAGACUUUGGCUGAAGGCGUCAUUAGGAUGGAUCAGGUGCUACAAAGAUCAAUGGAUAUGGAACUGGAGCUGACUGGCGUAGGAGGCAAGGUGGGUGCUGCGGCCGGACAGCCGGUUGCUCGUCUUACCAUCACCGGUCUCGCCUCCACGCCUGUCGACCAUGACACUAAGAACAACAACACGCUGCUCAUCACCGAGAGGGGUUAUUCUGAUGAAGAGGAGGAGGGUGAAUUCAGUUCUGUUGAGGAGGCGGACGAGAUGACAUACGGCGCACCAGCCAGGCGUCGCCCUCAUCGACAGAUUGAAUUCAAUAAGGCUGAUAUGUCAUAUACUAAGCUCUCUCGGUCACGUGACAUGAGCUACGCGGAGCGCGAGCGAAAGAGACACAGCUAUGCGCGCUCCAAGUUGCACGACAGAGACAGCGACAGCGAGCUGGAGAGCGCGGCCGCUAAGCGCAAGGGCAGCCGCGGGAAGCUCACGCAACGCAACUUGAAGCAGAAGUUCGCAGCGCUGCUGCGUCGGUUCCGCGUACCUGAAGAGCUGGGGGAGCGCGGCGCGGCGCGAGACACGCAUCACGCGCAGAGAGACAUCGAUGAACUCUUCCAGGAGCUGGAGUCUCUUUCGUGUGGUGAAGGUGAAGACUCCGGUCCUGACCAGAUGGACACGAUCAGUAUCGGAUCCACCCCGAAGCCCUCGCUGCGGCCCUUCUUCAGCAGCUCCCGGUCUUUGGCCAACCAGGACCAUCACAGGCACUCUAAUGUGACGCGGCACGCCAGUCUCGCGUCGGCCGCCGAGCUGACCACACCGCGCGACAAACUGCUGGCCACGCUGCCGCUUACAGAGUCGGAGGCGAUGCGCAGUUCUGCAGGUGACGAGCGCGGCAGUGAAGGCAACAGUGACGCUGAUGCUGCGCUGGACCCGCCAGUCUCCGGUGCCUCUGUGUCCAGCUCCCCGCCAAAUGAUACCAAGGAGGAGAAGCGGUCGCGUCUGUUCCGUAGUGCGACUAGUGGCGGCAACCUGACUCCGGCCGCGGCCGCUGCGCGCAAGAAGAACUCUCUCGCAGCUGCCGAGCGACCGCUCUCCGCGCACGACCUGCCCGCACAGAGCCCCACCACCACUGAGCCGCGGCGCACGCUGGUGGAGCAGGUGGGGCGCGUGCUGGGCGAGGAGGGCCCGGUGCCGGAGUGCGUGGCGGUGUGCGGUCCCGCCGCCGCGCUCGCGCUGCAGGCGCUCGCCGUGCCCGCGCUCGUCCUCGCCCCGCCGCAAGUACCCGACGUCCGCCCCCUGCUGCAAGCUAUAUACGCCAGGGCCGUCAAACAGAGUUCUCGUCGUGCGUGCGUGCGCGUGUGCAUGUGCGGGGGGGAGGCGGCUGCGGCGGCGGCUCUGCGCGCGCACGCCGAGCUGGCCGCGCGCCGCCCGCACGACGCGCCCAACAUGCGCUUCUACAUCGUACCUAUAGGUGCGUGUACGGUGUCGCGGUACCUGGCGGCGUCAGACAGCACGUACGCGGCGCUGUUCGCUGCGGACACGUGGCCCGCUAUCUGCGACCGCGCUGCUGAACACUCCAUGCCUGACAUCGCCGAGAUGUCCUCCAGGAUCGCCAGGUACUUGAACAGUGGAGGUGCGGUGAACAAUGUGCCAAUUGGCGAGGCGAUGGUGGCAUGCCGCGACCGCGCCGGCGAGGAUGACUCCAGCCAGACCUUCGUGCCCUUCAUCGCGGAGGUGCGCGUUGGAUGUGGUGAGGGCGGGCCUUCGUCGCUGGAGCUGGAGGAGGGCGGGUCCCCGCCCGCGCGGCCCUCGCCCCCCGCCACGCCCGCGCCUGACGUAACCCCCGUGCAGCCCCCACUCCUGCCGCACCUGCCCCAUCUGCUCCACACACCCAACCUGCCCCCACAGGAGCUGCAGCUUGACUAUUGGCUGGUGCCGGGGCGCGCGGCGGAGGGCGCGGACGGCAAGGUGACGGUGAAGGCGACGUUCCGCGCGCUCGUCGUGACACGACACAACGCGCAUCUCAGCAUCACUUAUCUCACCAAGGAGAAGAAACAGAAGAUAAUGCGAUUGGGCAAAAAGAAGGAGAAAUCAGAGCCGGAGGUGGGACGUGCACAGACUGUGGAGGGCGUGGCCAGACUCAUCUGUUCCGCCAAGGGUUCGCACAACGCGCCGUUGAAAGUAUUUAUUGAUGGCACGGAGUGGAAUGGCGUCAAGUUCUUCCAGCUGUCGACGCAAUGGCAGACACACGUGAAGACGUUCCCCGUGGCGACCUGUGGAGCGCCCCUCGCCCCGCCCGAGACUUAGGCCACUCCCAUGACAACUUAGGCCACGCCUCUCGCCCCGCCCAUACUGACGGGCGGCGCGCCAUUGGUGUAAAUCCAGCAUUAACAGCCAGAGGCCGCAUAGUGCUGCACUACGGAUGUAUCCGACAUUCCCAAUCUGAACGGAUAAAAAUAUCCGCAAUAGUACAGUCACGGCUUAAUAACGGAUACGUAUCCGUACAACAUUUCGCUGUACGCUCUUAAUAUUAAUCGAUGUCUAAUAUAUUGUAUAGAAUUAAGGAUUCGUUUCCAAUAUUUGACGCUACUGGUAGCGCGUAGUUAGUGGCCCGUUUUUUAUGUGUUAGCGAAUCCGAUCCUUACCCCUUACGCAGUAAGGUCGUAAUUCCUUAGUCAUGCAUGCUAUAUAUUUAAUAUAUGAACGUGGUAAGAUUUAUUCAAGCUGUAUAAGAAAGGCUCAAUCGCGUUAACUAUUUCAUUGUAGUCAUUAGUUAGCGGUUAGAGUUUGGUCGAGUUAAGGCAUAUAUAUGUACUCAAUGUAUCAGUUGUAAUGGUUCGUGACAUUUCCAAUAUGUGUGUAAGUUAGAAUUUAGGGAUGGUCCUGUGUUUAAAGAUAAAGUAUCGAUGUUUUUUUUUGCUAUGGCGAUGUUUUUUGUGAUUAUUAAUCGCUACAACUUGACAGUUUUAUAUGAUAACCGAAAUUUUUAACUUUUUAAAGCUUUCAAUUUGUUUGGUCAUGAUGUCUUCGUUGAAAUAGACAUUUGACACAUAAGCAACUAUUAUUAAUUUUUACUUAUUUAGCAAUCAAAAAACAUCGAUAUUUAUGUUUCAGUUUUUAUCGAUAUUCUGAACAUAUGGACAUCCCUAGUUAGAUUAUGUAUCGGAAA
Molecule: messenger RNA, 3785 nt
Organism: Papilio xuthus (Asian swallowtail)
Lineage: Eukaryota; Metazoa; Arthropoda; Insecta; Lepidoptera; Papilionidae
Gene: KrT95D
Product: phosphofurin acidic cluster sorting protein KrT95D
Exons: 19
Coding region: 233-2923 (896 amino acids)
Biological process (GO): protein localization to plasma membrane
Source: RefSeq, a predicted model, not a curated record